UCAGGGAAGUGCAGGGAAAACUGACUCGUUGGUGGGACGUGAGGGCUUGCGGAGCGCCAAAGGCGAGCCCGGCGGGCCAGUGCUGGGCGCCCACGGUGGUUGGAACACCUCUUCCAACGCCUCUCUGGGAAAUUGUUUGGGUAAGGUCAGGUGGUCCAUCACCUGAAUGAUUAAAAGUUGUUACCCUUGGGGGGAGAAAUGGGGCAAAGGAGAACUGGCUCUUGGAGGUGGGCUAGAAACUACAAAACCGAGCUUCUUGGGAACGGCUUUUUAGUCUAACAGGAAGUGGAGCGUCACCGAAAGGGAGGGGCGGCCACCCGGGACUGCCCUCUUCUUCAGGCUCUCUCUUUGUGGGCAGCGUUUCAUCCAGGUUAUCAAUCCAGCGAAUAAUGCCGGGUGAAUGCACGCUGCUGGGUUUGGAAAAAAAAUGAAAAAUGAGCAAGCGAGACCCCCCUUUCGUUUCAUCGUAACCAAGCUGGAAGCAAAUAAAUCGGCUAGGUCCCACUGCAGUCUUCUGCGCUCGAGUGCCAAGAGAGCCUGUUCCUAUCAAUUACUGAAGCCAUAAGGAAAAUUUUUUUAAAAAAUUAAAACUUUACCAUAAUGAGAACAGGCUGCAGAGAAAGUCCAGGAGAGAAUAUCCUUGAAAGCUCUCCAAAAAGAUUACUGCAAGGGAACAUUUCUUUUCAAAUCUGGACUUUUGAAAAGUGUUGCCACAUCUGCAAACUCCCUGGAAGAGUGAUGGGGAUUCGAGUACUUCGUUUCUCUUUGGUGGUAAUCCUUGUGUUACUGCUGGUAGCUGGGGCUUUGACCGCUUUACUUCCUAAUAUCAAAGAAGACAAGAUGCUCACUUUGCGUAGGGAAAUAAAAUCCCAGGGCAAGUCCACCCAGGAUUCCUUUACUCUCAUAAUGCAGACAUACAACAGAACAGAUCUCUUGUUGAGACUUUUAAAUCAUUAUCAGGCAGUACCAUAUCUGCACAAAGUGAUUGUGGUGUGGAACAAUGUUGGGGAGAAGGGACCAGAUGAGUUAUGGAACUCUCUAGGGCCUCACCCUGUCCCUGUGAUCUUCAAAGUACAGACAACAAACAGGAUGAGAAAUCGACUCCAGGUCUUUCCUGAACUAGAAACCAAUGCGGUGUUAAUGGUAGAUGAUGACAUGCUAAUUAGCACCCAAGACCUUGUUUUUGCUUUCUCCGUGUGGCAGCAAUUUCCUGAUCAAAUUGUAGGAUUUGUUCCAAGAAAGCAUGUGUCUACUUCCUCUGGUGUCUACAGUUACGGAGGUUUUGAACUGCAAACACCAGGGUUUGGAAAUGGUGACCAUUACUCUCUGGUGCUGAUUGGAGCCUCAUUCUUCCAUAGCAAAUACCUUGAACUCUUUCAGAGGCAACCUGCAGCUGUCCAUGCUUUGUUAGAUGAAACGCAAAACUGUGAUGAUAUUGCCAUGAAUUUUAUCAUUGCCAAGCACACUGGGAAGACUUCGGGGGUAUUUGUGAAACCUGUAAACAUAGACAAUUUAGAAAAAGAAACCAAUGGUGGCUAUUCUGGAAUGUGGCAUCGAGCUGAGCACUUUCUGCAGAGGUCUUAUUGUAUAAAUAAGCUUGUUAACAUCUAUGACAGCAUGCCCUUAAAAUACUCCAACAUUAUGAUUUCUCAGUUUGGUUUUCCAUAUGCCAACCACAAAAGUAAAAUGUGAAAGUAAAACAAACAAAAACAAACUCAAAACUGCUUGGUAUUUGAGUAGCUUCUUCAUGCUAUGGUCGGUUUAUUUAUUUAUUUAUCUUUAAGCACAUCAUGAACUUUUUUCUACUCCAGAAGUCUCUACAAGGGGGAAAAGGUGCUUAGGGCUUCUAGCAUAUAAAAUUUAAAGGCACUUCAAAACCCAAGAAGCUGGUAUUACCCAGAUAGGUCUUCCUGUGAGAAGUUUUCAUCCACAGAUAUGAUUCCUUGGUCAACAAUUUUAUUGUUUACAUCCUGAGACCGUUCUACAAUUUAAAAAAAAAUUUUUAAUUGAAGUAUAGUUGAUUUACAGUGUUGUGAUAAUGUUCUACAGUUGUUUUGACUCCUGGCACUUGCCUUAAGGACCUUUAGCAAGCUGUUUCCAGGAUCAGAAACUCAGGACAAGUAUUUCUCAGCUUUUUCAUUAAAGGAUGAUUAUUGUCAUUUGAAGCCUGAAAUGCCUCUUCAACAAAAGCCUGUGGUAUAGGGAAAAGCCAUGUGAGGAUAGAAUAGUCUCAAUCCCAUAUAAAAAUGAGUGGAAAUUUUGUGACUAUCAGUACUUCCCUUGUGGUCCUUCCAACCAGCCCUUUCCAGGACUAACUUAUCCCAGCAUGAUUUUGGUGUAACCAUCAGUGCUUUUAUUUCUGUGGAUAUCUGUUGUGACUGGGAGGGUUAAUUUUAGUAGCUAAAGGAUGUCUAGUUGUUCACUUGAUUUUUAUGAACAUUUACUGCAUGGAUCACAAGUGCAGCCUCUGUUUCUUAACAUGCAACUUAUAUGCAGUGGGGAGUAAAUGUGUUACUAGAUUCAGGUCGUGCAUUUUGUCACUGAAUCUGACUUUGAGAUUGCACAUUAAUUCUUAGAUUUUACAUAAAGUAUGUAUUGUUUAAGAAACAUGUAUAAAAUAACUCUUUUGAAAGAAUGUUUAAGUAGGAACUGGCAGAAAUUACAACCCUUACUAUCAAAUGAUCUUUAUUGUUAUAAAAGCGUAGGUUAUCUCCUGGAUACUAAAACGUGUGUAUUACGCACUAAGUCAAUCUCUUGCAUUCAGAACUUCUUCCCUCCACACAGCAAAAGAUCCAGAGAUCAUUUCAAUUACAUAGAUACAGGAAAAAAUAAGAGACCUGAGUCAUAGUAGAGGAAUUCCACAGGGAGUCUGCAUCAGCUGAUUGUUAAGUUGCCCACUUCCUGUUAUGUGAAUUAGUAUCUGUUCCACACGGUGUCUGUGUUUGGUCCUCGUUCACUAUUGGUGGAAAGGAAUACUCAGGCCUCUUUCUGCCACCUUCUCCUCUUCCUAUGCCCCCUUCUGCUCCCAUUAUGCCGUUAUAUUCUCAAAAUUGCAAAGCUAUGAAAAUAAUCAUGGUUAAUGUUCCAACAAUGAGGUCUCUGUGCAACUAGCUCAGUGUAUAUUGUUCCUUUACAUGGGCAUGUGUAUGUAUCUUAAUGCCAUCAGAGAAAGCCAAUAGAACUCGCAGCCUCACUAAAAAUUUAUAGUGUUAAUUAUCUGCUUUGUCCAACCUUGGUAGUGACUUUUUGCCUCUUGAGAUUGGCAGAUAAAUAAAAUAAACUU
This is a messenger RNA of Lagenorhynchus albirostris (white-beaked dolphin), 3283 nucleotides long. It is a transcript of the gene EXTL2, whose product is annotated as exostosin like glycosyltransferase 2. The transcript has 6 exons. The record is from RefSeq and is a predicted model, not a curated record. Bases 601 to 1692 code for a protein of 363 amino acids. Gene Ontology annotation, molecular function: glycosyltransferase activity. Gene Ontology annotation, cellular component: membrane. Lineage: Eukaryota; Metazoa; Chordata; Mammalia; Artiodactyla; Delphinidae.